AAAGAAAAAUCAUACCGUUCAUAGAUAACAGUAUCAUGCAAUUUUUUGUUUAUCUUUAAAAACCGAAAAAAAAAUGAUGAACGAUAUUCGUUUUGUUCGUUAUGGUGAUCUGAUUUUAUUUGAUGAAAAAUCAUUUCUUUUGAAGUUUAAUAUCAAUUCAAAAGAUGAUGAUGAAUCAUUUCGUUUGAUUCAAACAAAUUCAAAUGAAAAAUUUGAACAAUUACGAAAAAAAUUACGUUUUAAACGUGCUGCAUUAAUAUCGAAAAUUUUUGAUGAUAAUUUUCGUACACCAAAUGUUUAUCUUUUCUAUGAUUAUGAUUCAAACAAUCCAAUCGAUCCAUGGGUAAUUCAAAUUGAUAAUGGAAUAAAAUAUUCAUUCGAUGUAACCAGAACUAUGUUCUGUAAAGGUAACAUUAGUGAAAAACUUCGUUUGGCCAAAUUUGAUUGUCACGAUGAAAUUGUUAUCGAUCUUUUUGCUGGUAUUGGUUAUUUUGCUUUAAUAUUUGCUGUACAUUGUCAUGCUAGGCAUGUUUAUUGUUGUGAAUGGAAUCCAGCUGCAAUUGAAGCAUUACGACGGAAUAUUCGAUUGAAUCAUGUUGAAGAUCGUAUGACUAUUUGUGAAGGUGAUAAUCAUCAUAGUUGUCCACAUGGAAUUGGUCAUCGUAUUCAUAUGGGAUUAAUACCAACCAGUUUAGAAUCAUUGGAAAUUGGUUGUCAAGCAUUAGAUCUUUCCAGUGAUAAAGAUUUAUUCAUGCAUAUACAUGAAAAUCUUAGUUAUUUUGAACAAAUUAAACAACAAUCAAAUGGUGAAAAUAAACCGCAGAUAAUCGAAGAACAACGAAAAAAAUGGGCAACAAAUAUCUGUGAACAAAUAUCAACGAUACUCGAAAAAUUAUCCAAUAUUCAAUUCAAUGUAACAUAUAAUCAAAUUACACGUAUCAAACGUUAUGCACCACAUAUUGAUCAUAUGGUUGUUGAUAUUGUUAUUUCUAUUCGAUUGCAUCGUAUGAAAUUGUUUAUCCAUAAUGUAUGCCAACUGUUCUUGGGGCAAUAA
This is a messenger RNA of Dermatophagoides pteronyssinus (European house dust mite), 1054 nucleotides long. Its product is annotated as tRNA wybutosine-synthesizing protein 2 homolog. The record is from RefSeq and is a predicted model, not a curated record. NCBI's taxonomy places the organism in Eukaryota, Metazoa, Arthropoda, Arachnida, Sarcoptiformes, Pyroglyphidae. Gene Ontology annotation, cellular component: cytoplasm. Gene Ontology annotation, molecular function: tRNA methyltransferase activity. Gene Ontology annotation, biological process: wybutosine biosynthetic process; tRNA methylation.